This is a messenger RNA of Schistosoma mattheei, 1605 nucleotides long. Lineage: Eukaryota; Metazoa; Platyhelminthes; Trematoda; Strigeidida; Schistosomatidae. The record is from the annotation of a GenBank genome assembly.
AAUUGAGGGGAUAUUCAAACAUUUGCGUAACGUUCAUGAGGAUCUGCAAUCAUGAUUCUUGCACUUAUCACUUUUGUGUAUAAGCUAAAAAUAUUCGUCCUUAAGAUCCUCCAGUUGCUUCUAUUAAAGUCUUCCCUGAGUGCUUAUUUUCAGUCUUCUUGGUCUGAUCUUGAAAAAAAUCAUACGAAGUUACCGAAAAUACCACAACAUAUAUCAUUUGUGAUUUUUGAGGAAAUAUUCUCUGCACAAGAUAUUGCAAAUUUGGUUAUAUGGUGCUCAGCGAUCGGUGUUUCGUACCUUUCACUGUCUGAUAUGAAGGGCAAUAUUUUGCAUCUAAGAGAUAGUGUUGAACAUUUUAUCAAAGAAAAAAACUAUUCUGUAAAGAAAAACAAGGAAGCUAAAUCUUCUGUUAUAUACAGUCCUUUGAGUCGUGUACUAUCAAAAAUCACUGUGAACUAUCUUGGUUGUGAUGAUGGAUUUGAUCAGAUAUGUCAGUCUGCACGUUAUUUAUGCACAUCUGCCAGUACUCUUACAGAUGAAAAGGUCAACCAAACUAUUGCUGAAUUAACUAAAGUUCCAGAUGUUGACCUCACUAUUCACUGUGGAUUGUCUUCAAGUUUCUCUGGUCUUUUGCCAUGGCAAAGUCGGUUUUCGGAGUUCAUACAAUGUCCUUCCGUCCGAGGCCUUCGGUUGUCUGACUUCCACCAAAUUGUAUGUCGUUUUGGGAUGGUCAAACAACGCUGGGGUCGUUGAAAAGAUUUCGCGAUUCAUUUCUAUACUCAUAGUCAUAAUAAACACUCUAGUAACAACUGUCAUGUAUUUCUGUUCACUGUUAGACUAUUUCAGACUGCUGUCAGUAAAAACUACUGCUAUGUUAAUAAUGUACGAUUAGUUCUCUACUUUACUCUGUCAAGUCCUUCAAUAUAUAUAUAUAUAUUUGUAACCUGUACCAUUUUAUACUACUCGUAUUUGUAUGAAAAGAAUGUUGGUGUUAUUUUACUUCCUCGCACUAAAACUGUACAGUAUGAUAAUAACUAAACCGAUGGGAAUACUGUUCACAAUUUUCAGUAACUUUUCUCCUCUGUGUUGUUCACUGACUUAAUGAGCAUGUACGUACGAACUAUAUUUAUCUGACUAGGUUUUUUGUGUUUAUUACUAUUAUUGUUAUACACUGGUAGCAACAACUUUAAAUAUAAAUAACUUAUUUUACUACUUUUUCUGUUCUUUUUCAAGUUUACUUAGCGACACUCGUCACUCUUCUGAAAUUAGUCAUUCGAAUAUACUAAAUACGGGUAACUAAAAGACAAAGUCGAGGCAUUCAUUCACGAUACACAUCAGAGACUUUAAUCACAGUCCUAAGCAUUAAUAACAAAAGUGCGAACUGUCACUAAUAUUUUCAUCUUCUCUGAACAAGUUAAUAGUUAUCUGGACUAACCAACUUCAUAGGUGAUACAUUGGAUUUAAGAUCUUCAGGAACUGGGUCCGAGUACGUGUAAAUAUGAAGGGGUAAAUACGUGCAUCUGACGAGUCCCUUAUGUGUUAUAUGCGUCUUCUGCUUCCCACCGUUACAAACCAUUUAUUUAUUAUUUAUUUAUUUUAACACAU